Molecule: messenger RNA, 3009 nt
Organism: Solanum tuberosum (potato)
Lineage: Eukaryota; Viridiplantae; Streptophyta; Magnoliopsida; Solanales; Solanaceae
Product: putative pentatricopeptide repeat-containing protein At5g59900
Exons: 2
Coding region: 81-2765 (894 amino acids)
Molecular function (GO): mRNA binding; protein binding
Source: RefSeq, a predicted model, not a curated record
CUCAAAUUUACAGAUUUCUCAAAGGGUACUCACAAACUAAGCAACGCCUCCAUCAGCCCAGCGAUUCAAGCCUGCUCAAAAUGAACCCUUCCCUUCGCCGGAGCAGGCAAUUCUCCGGUCACAUUCGCCACCGGCGAACUAUUUCCACAACGCGCAAAUUCAACAACCAAGGAAACGACAAAAACUUCAUAGCAACUCUAAAUGAAAUCGUUCGGAGCAAACGGAGCUGGAAUAUAGCACUGAACAGCACCAUUUCCACCAGACUGAAAAACCAUCACGUAGAGCAAAUUCUAAUUCAAACCCUUGAUGAUUGUAGGUUGGCUUUACGGUUCUUCAAUUUUCUUGGCCUUCACAAGAACUUUUAUCAUUCAACAAUAUCGUUUUGCAUUCUAAUACAUUCCCUUGUUCAGUCCAAUCUUUAUUGGCCUGCUACUUCACUUUUGCAGACCCUAUUGCAAAGAAAAGUGAACCCAAGUUUUGUUUUUGACAAUUUGUUAGAUGUGUAUAAAAGAUUCAAUUUUGGUCACACUUUGGGUUUUGAUUUGCUAAUCCAAAAUUAUGUUCAGGAUAGGAGAGUAAUGGAUUCUGUGUUGAUUGUUAGGCUUAUGAUGGAGCAUUCAUUAGUACCAGAAUUAAGGACUUUAAGCACUGUGCUAAAUGGGUUGAUUCGAAUAAGACGGUUUGAUUUGGUUUUGCAAUUGUUUGAUAAUGCAGUAACUUUGGGUGUUAAGCCUGAUGAGUAUAUUUAUACAGCUGUGCUUAAAAGUUUGUGUGAGUUGAAAGAUUUUGAAAAGGCUAAGGAAAUGAUGAAUUGGGUUGAGAGAAGUGGGAGUAAAGUGAGUGUUAUUUUACACAACAUAUUGAUUCAUGGGCUCUGUAAGGAUGGAAGAGUUUGGGAAGCUGUUGAAAUUAAAAGUUUGUUGAUUAGCAAAGGAUUGAAUGCUGAUACUGUCACAUAUUGUUCUUUGAUUUUGGGGCUGUGUAAAGUGAAUGAAUUUCAGCUUGCUCGAAGGUUAGUGGAUGAGAUGUUGGGGCUGCUUUUGGUUCCUCGUGAGGCUGUAGUGUCGAGUGUUGUUGACGGGUUGAGGAGAGAGGGUGAUUGUGUAGCUGCUUAUAGAUUAGUUGAUAUGACAGGGAAAGUUGGAGUUGUGCCCAAUUUAUUUGUUUAUAAUGCAUUGCUUAAUUCUUUGUGUAAAGGUGGGAAGUUGGAUGAAGCAGAGUCUCUUUUUAAUAGAAUGGAGGAUAAAGGGUUGUGCCCAAAUAGUGUAACUUAUUCCAUCAUGAUUGACUCUUUCUGCAAGCAAGGGAGAUUAGAUGCUGCAGUUCUUCUUUAUAAUAGAAUGCUUGAUAAUGAGGUAGAAUUAACCAUAUACCCUUACAAUUCUCUCAUCAAUGGCUAUUGCAAGGCUGGAAAAUGCAGUGCGGCGGAAUCUAUCUUUAAUGAGAUGAUUGAUAAAGGAUUGACCCCAACUGUUGUAACCUAUACUUCAUUGAUAGAUGGCUACUGCAAGGAAAGAGAAGUGCAGAAGGCCUUUAGGCUUUACCAUGAGAUGACUGGCAAAGGAAUCUCACCUAAUACUUUCACUUUCACUGCACUAAUCUCUGGUUUUUGCCGUGCACACAUGAUGGUAGAAGCAAGUAAGUUAUUUGAUGAGAUGGUGAAAAUGAAUGUAACUCCUAAUGAGGUCACUUAUAAUGUCUUGAUUGAAGGGCAUUGUAAAGAUGGAAACACCAUAAAGGCUUUUGAAUUGCUAGAUGAAAUGUUGAAGAAGGGUCUCGUUCCUGACACAUAUACGUACAGAUCUCUGAUAACUGGACUUUGUGCAAAAGGUCAAGUAUCUGAAGCAAAAGAGUUUGUUGAUGACCUUCAAAACCAGUGUCAUUAUCUGAAUGAAAUGUGUUUCUCUGCUCUCUUACAUGGUUAUUGUAAGGAAGGAAGAUUAAAGGAUGCACUAACCACUACUGAUGAGAUGAUAGAAAAGGGAAUAAACAUGGACCUUGUGUGCUACGGUGCACUUAUUUAUGGAACUCUAAAGCUUCAUGAUUGGAAAUAUUUAUUAAAUAUAAUGAAGGAGAUGCACGACCGAGGAAUGAAGCCUGAUGAAGUAAUAUACACUAGCAUGCUUGAUGCAUAUGGAAAAGUUGGUGAUCUUAAAAAAGCUUUAAAAUGCUGGGAUAUAAUGGUCAGUGAAGGAUGUUUCCCAAAUAUGGUGACGUAUACUGUGAUGAUAAAUAACUUGUGCAAGGCUGGAUUAGUAGAUAAAGCAGAGAUAUUCUACAAGGAAAUGUUAGCUAAAGGGUUGACACCUAACCAGUUCACAUAUAGUUGUUUCCUUGAUUAUCUCACUAGUGAAGGGUACUUGGUAGAAGCUAAACAGCUUCACGAUGCAAUGCUGAAAGGGUACCUUGCAAAUACUGUGACAUACAAUAUUAUUAUACGGGGUUUGUGCAGAUUAGACCAAAUUCAGGAAGCGAUGGAUAUUUUGCUUGAAAUGGAGGACAAUGGUAUCUCCCCAGAUUGCGUAAGUUACUCAACUAUCAUUUAUGAAUUCUGUAGGAGGGGUGAUCUGUUAGGAGCAAGAGGCUUGUGGGAAUCCAUGUUGACUAAUGGUCUGAAGCCUGAUGCAGUGGCUUAUAACCUUUUCAUUUAUGGUUGCUGCAUCGCUGGAGAAAUGUCCAAGGCAUUUGAAUUGCGUGAUGAGAUGAUAAGAAGUGGUCUGAAGGUGACUCAUGCAACAUAUGCUUCUUUAAUCCAUGGAACCUGAAAAAUGGGGCAGUCCACCAGAUCUGCUAGCGCUGCUGCAAGGAUCAUUUACUUUGAUCAAGUAAUGACUAUCAAAAUUCAGGAUAUUUGUACAGGACGUGAUCAUGUCAACCUUUACUCUAAAAUGCCUCAUCCAUGAAUAGUUCAACGUCCUGCCUUUUUAUAUGAGGACAUGAACUAAGAGUUGGGCAUCUUUAGAACUUCAAGGGAGACAGGGGAAACCCGCAGCCGCUACCCUUUGAGUG